AUACAUUUUGUAAUAAUCAAAAUAAAAAGUUUUGAAUGCAAUAACCUCACAAUUCAAUAAACUCUUCUCUUUUAAAAAAUGCGUUAACUAUUUAGAAACAGAAGUACGUCACUCUUGAGCUCUACUGUAUGAUAAUAAAUCACAUCAACAAUGAUACAAAAUAAGUAUUUGAACAUAAUUUUGAAUUUUAAAUUUCCUUCACACCUGUAAAGCAAUAUUAUUACAUGAUUGAUUGAAUUAUACUAUCAAGAGAACAUCAAGAAAGUAUGUGUCUCUAAUUUUCUAAACAUCUGCCAUAGUCUUUAAAUGCAUAAUUGAAAUACAAGCAUUGUUCAUGAAUCAUUAAAAAAUAAUUUUUUUGACAAAAUAUAAGCAAGAUGUCAAUUGAAAAUGAUAUUUUUGAUAACAUUGAAACACAAUUACCACCAGAUUUUGAAGAUGAUGUUGUUCAAGAGGUGUUAAAGACUGGAACUGAUUUACGUCAAUAUUCUCGACAAAUUGAAAAAGAAUUGAAAGAAGUAGAAAAUAAAUCUAUACAGGAUUAUAUUAAAGAAAGUCAAAAUAUAGCUAGUUUACACAAUCAAAUAGCCGCGUGUGAUAAUAUUUUAGAGAAAAUGGAAUCAAUGCUGAUUGGAUUCCAAACAGACUUGGGAAGUAUAAGUUCAGAAAUAUUAAAUUUACAAAGAAGAUCAGUUGCAAUGAGUCAACAAUUAUCUAACCGACAAGCAAUUCGUGGACCUUUAAGUCAAUUUAUCGAAGAUAUUACUGUUCCAGAACCUUUAAUUAUGGGAAUAAUGGAGUCUCCAGUGACAGAUAAGAAUUUUCUGUUAUGCCUCCAAAACCUUAAUCAUAAGAUAAAUUUUAUCAAAGAACUAAGUUUCAAAGAGGCUAAAUCUUGUGUUGAUGUAAAAGAUGUUAUAGAAAAAUUGAAAAUUCAAGCGAUGGUUAAAAUUCGUGCAUAUCUUUUAGAACAAAUAUAUAAAUUUCGUAAACCGAUGACAAAUUAUCAAGUACCUCAGAAUAAUAUGCUUAAAUAUAAAUAUUUUUUUGAAUUUAUUUUGGCUAAUGAAAGGAAUGUUGCUGAGGAAAUUUGUAGUGAAUACAUAGAUACUAUGAGCAAGAUUUAUUAUUCCUAUUUUAAAUCAUAUUCAUCAAGAUUGAUGAAAUUACAGUUUGAAGAGAAACCGUCAAAAGAUGAUUUAAUGGGCGUAGAAGAUACUGCCAGCCGUGGAUUAUUCCAUAAGUCAUCAUUGAAAAAUCGAGGUACAGUAUUUUCAAUUGGUAAUAGAGGAGACGUUUUAACUUCACAAUUAGAACAACCUAUUAUUGUACCUCACACUGCAUCUAAAACACGUUAUCAUUAUGAAGCAUUAUUUCGGAGUGAACAGUAUGCUCUUGUUGACAAUGCGUGUCGAGAAUAUCUAUUUCUCACAGAAUUCUUUAAAGUGCGGGGAUCUCAGGCUAUGGAUAUUUUCAAUCAGGUCAUUGGAAGCACAUUGAAUAUAAUGCAGAAAAAUCUUCAAUCAUUCGUUGAAGAAUCUUAUGAUACAAUAGCACUUUUUCUGUGUCUUCAUCUUGUAAUGAGAUAUCAAAUGGUUUGUCAUAAAAGAGCUGUACCUGCUCUUGAUAAAUACUGGGACACUUGUACAUCUAUCAUUUGGCCGAGAUUUCAAUCUAUUUUUACGAUGAACAUUCAAAGCAUAAAAGACUGUGAUCCAUUGAAAUUCAAUAAAGAAACUGGUCCUCAUUAUAUAACCCGAAGAUAUGCAGAAUUUAGUGCAGCAGUCGUAAGCAUUAAUGAAGGAUUUCCAUGUGAAGGUGCCACAUUACUUCUUGCUGAACUUCGUGAAGCAGUUCAAUGUUUUCUUUUAAGAAUGGCUGCUAUUUUUCCUCAUAGAAUUCAACAACUUGUAUUUUUAAUAAAUAAUUAUGAUUUAGUUCUUGGAGUACUUAUGGAAAGAACUCGUGAUAGUUCAAAAGAAGUGGAAAGUUUUAAAGAACAACUCAAUGCUAAAUCAUCAGAAUAUGUAGAAGAAAUACUAUCACCAUAUUUUGGUGGAAUAAUUCAAUUAGUUAAAGAAUCUGAAACAUUAAUCGAGAAAGGUUUGACUGAAGAUGCAGUGAAGUUGCAUGAAUCUCGAGCUCUUGAUCUUGUUCAAUCAUUUACAAAUAACUGGAAACGAUCUCUUUCUGAUAUAAAUAGUGAAAUAUUGAAAUCAUUUCCCAAUUUAGUAUUGGGUGCAGCUCUAGUUCAAAGAACUAUGACACAACUGGUAGAAUAUUAUCAACGAUUACAUAAAAUUUUACCAGCUAAUGCACGUGCACAAUUAACAAAUAUCCAUCAUAUUAUGGUCGAAAUUAAAAAAUAUAAAAUGAAUUAUUAAUCCUAAUAUAGAUAUUAAAUAUAUAAUGAAAUAAUGUAAAUUUUAAAAAGUUCUUUCGAAACAAAAUAAGUAAGAAGAUUUUAAAUAUAUAAAAAAUACAUUGUAAAAAAUAUAUAAAAGUUUUUCACUGGACAAAUAUAAUACAGUAAAGAAUGAAUUAAAUAAAGCUAAAAUUUAUAUGUAAAAUACUUCUUAUUACCAAAUAUUAUUUUAAUAAUUAUAACUGUAACAAAUUUUAAGAAUUAUUUUAAGAGUGUCAGAUUUUUUUAUUGUUAAAUUAUCUUGUUUUGUCAGAGUUGGUGGUUCAGCAGGGAUCAUUACAACUGAAGUUGUAGAAUAACUUUCAAUACAAUUGCAAAAUCAAAAGUGUAGAAGAAGAAAAAAAUGCAUUCAAAAGUAGGAGAAUCUACGACGGUAGUUUCAUUGAUUGUUGUAGCUUCUGUAGAUGUUGAAGGAAUUACAGAUUUAUACCAUGUGUUAAACGUGUUAUAUUAUAGGACAGGAAACUGCUAAUGCAGCAUAAUUUCUGGUUGUGAUUUUGUGCUUCGCUGCUUUGAAUAGCUAAUACGUGUUGUGAUUCAAAUUCAUUUAUGUAAAUAUAAAAUGAUGGAAUCAAGUAUUAGUGCAUUUAAAUUAUUCUAUAAAAUUUCAUAAAUGUUUUAGUUAAUAUCAUGGAAAUUUUCAAUAGAAAUUAUACUUAACUAUCUGGCAUUUAAAAUA
Messenger RNA from Chelonus insularis, 3104 nucleotides. RefSeq names its product vacuolar protein sorting 52 (gene Vps52). Gene Ontology annotation, molecular function: syntaxin binding. Lineage: Eukaryota; Metazoa; Arthropoda; Insecta; Hymenoptera; Braconidae. Gene Ontology annotation, cellular component: GARP complex. Gene Ontology annotation, biological process: lysosomal transport; retrograde transport, endosome to Golgi; Golgi to vacuole transport. The coding region runs from base 378 to 2384 and encodes 668 amino acids. The transcript is spliced from 10 exons. The record is from RefSeq and is a predicted model, not a curated record.